Molecule: messenger RNA, 4739 nt
Organism: Sphaerodactylus townsendi
Lineage: Eukaryota; Metazoa; Chordata; Lepidosauria; Squamata; Sphaerodactylidae
Gene: JAKMIP1
Product: janus kinase and microtubule interacting protein 1
Exons: 23
Coding region: 272-2770 (832 amino acids)
Molecular function (GO): kinase binding; GABA receptor binding; microtubule binding
Source: RefSeq, a predicted model, not a curated record
UGGAGGCGGAGCCGCGGGACGGGCGCGUGGCCACCUGCGCCGCCGGAGCCUCGCCCUGCCGCCGCCGCCGCCGCCGCCGCUGCUGCUGCCGCUGGGUCCGGCAGGCGGAGGGAGCGACGGGCGGAGCCGCCGGGCGGAAAAUGGAAGGCGAUGACCACGGUGGUUCAAGAUUCUGCGUGGGGUGGCAGUGACUGUGGCUUGACUUUUUAAUGCCACUGUGUGGACCUUCUGGGCUGUUGGUACGGUGCAGAUUUCAGAACCCACCUAAGCUAUGUCGAAGAAAAACCGUACAAAGGGAGAGAAACCUGACAUGGAGGUUGAUGCCGUCCAAGCUGCUAAUGAGGAACUGCGGAUUAAGUUGACCAACAUCCAGAUAGAAUAUCAGCAGGAAAAAGGCAAGGUGAGCAAAUUGAGAGAAAAGCUCCAGGAAGUCAAACAAGAGCGAGAACAAGAGCAGCACAAACACACAGCCCACGUGUCUGAGCUGAAGGCUAAACUCCACGAGGAGAAGAUGAAGGAACUCCAGACUCUCCGAGAGGUACUUAUCCGGCAGCAUGAGCAAGAGGUUGCUCGUGUGGCAAAAAUAAAAGACAGUGAGAUCCAGCGAUUGCAGUCCACGGUAAAUGUCCUGCGAGACGGAGCAGCCGACAAAGUGAAAACGGCAUUACUAAACGAAGUCCGGGAGGAAGCCCGGAAAUCAUUUGAUGGUGAGCGAAUGAAGCUGCAACAGGAGAUCCUAGAACUCAAAUCCUCCAAAAAGCAGCUGGAAGAAACUUUGAACAAUGUCAUGCAGGCAGAUAAGAUGAAGGCAGCUGAUCUGCGCACAGCCUACCAGUCCCAUCAGGAUGAGAUAAACAGAAUAAAGCGCGAGAGUGAGAGAGAGAUCCGUCGGCUGAUGGAUGAGAUAAAAGGCAAAGACAGAGUGAUUUUGUCAUUGGAAAAAGACCUUGGUGUCCAGGCAGGUCAUACACAAAAGCUGCUGCUCCAAAAAGAAGCCCUGGAUGAACAACUUGUUCAGGUGAAAGAGGCAGAACGAUACCACGGGAGCCCCAAGAGAGAACUUCCGCCUGGAGUGGGAGAAGGUGCUGAACUUGCAGGAAACUUGGUGGAGCUUCAUAUGGAUGAGCGAGACAUGAGGAGGUUUCAGUUAAAAAUAGCUGAACUGAAUGCUGUGAUACGGAAACUGGAAGACAGGAAUACGCUUUUAGCGGAUGAAAGAAAUGAACUGCUCAAACGGUCUCGGGAGACAGAAGCGCAGCUUAAACCGCUUGUAGAAAAGAACAAAAGGCUGAACAAGAAAAAUGAAGACAUGCUGCAGAGUAUACAGAGAAUGGAAGACAAGAUUAAGAACCUCUCUAGGGAAAACAUAGACAUGAAAGAAAAACUAUCCUCUCAGCCCACUUUGAGAAGGCACACAUCACUGAAUGAUCUCAGUAGCACGCGGGAGGAACAGGAAGUUGAAUUCCUUAAGCUGCAAGUUCUGGAACAACGACGUGUAAUCGAUGACCUCUCAGUGGAACGUGAACGAUUAUUACGGUCUAAGAAACAUAAAAGGAAAAGUUUGAAGCUUCCAAAAAGGCAUGUUGUGGAGACAUUUUUUGGAUUUGAUGAAGAAUCCGUUGAUUCAGAAACCUCGUCGGUAACCUCCUAUAACACAGAUAAGACAGACAGGACUCCGGCUACGCCAGAAGAGGACUUGGAAGAUAGCACACCAAAAGAAGAAGCCGAUUUGCGAUUCUGUCAGCUAACCAGAGAAUAUCAAGCGCUGCAGAGGGCGUACGCAUUGCUGCAGGAACAGGUCGGGGGGACUCUGGAUGCAGAAAGAGAAGCGAGGACUCGUGAGCAACUGCAAGCUGACCUUCUCAGGUGCCAAGCAAAAAUAGAAGACCUGGAGAUGACUCUGAUUGAGAGAGGCCAGGAUUCUAAAUGGAUAGAAGAAAAGCAGGUACUGAUCAAGACCAACCUGGAACUGCUAGAAAAGAUUCACAAAUUGGAGCAGGAAGAAAACCAGCUGAAGAGUGAAAUGCAAGAUGCUAAAGACCAAAAUGAACUGCUGGAAUUCCGAGUCCUAGAAUUGGAAGAGAGAGAACGAAGGUCACCAGCUUUUAACCUUCAAAUAUCUGCCUUCCCUGAAAACAGCGGCAGUGCACUCCAACUGUUUUGUCAGCAGGAGGGAAUAAAGGAUGUGAACAUUUCUGAACUUAUGAAGAAGCUAGAUAUCCUUGGUGAUAAUGGGAAUCUGAGGAAUGAAGAACAGGUUGCGAUAAUCCAAGCUGGGACUGUGCUCUCCCUCUGUGAAAAGUGGCUAAAACAAAUAGAAGAGACAGAAGCUGCACUAACUCAGAAGAUGGUGGACCUGGAAAAUGAAAAGGACCUCUUCACGAAGCAGAAGGGUUAUCUAGAGGAAGAACUUGACUACAGGAAGCAAGCUCUGGACCAGGCUUACAUGAAAAUCCAGGAGCUGGAAGCCACACUUUAUAAUGCUCUGCAGCAGGACCCAGGGAAGAGAGCCAGUGAGUCCUUGAACGAAGCCCAGAGGGAAGACUUACGCGCUGCUGUGGAGAAGGUGCGAAGGCAGAUCCUGCGGCAAAGCCGUGAAUUUGACAGCCAAAUCCUGCAUGAACGCAUGGAACUGCUACAGCAAGCACAGCAGAGAAUUCGAGAGUUAGAAGAUAAAAUUGAACUUCAGAAGCAACAGCUCAAAGAAAUAGAAGAAAAGUUUUUGUUCCUUUUUCUGUUUUUCUCACUAGCAUUCAUCCUGUGGCCUUGAUGAAUCUCAUGCGCAGAGAACUGUGGGUGCCAAAAGAGCCAUUGGAGUGAACUGAUGAAUUCGUGUGCAAAUUCCAAAACUCUUUGAACAGCCUUAAGUCAUCCAGUGGAUGCGGUUCAUGUUCAUAUGCCAAACUCUGAGAUCUUGGGAUCACCACUGCAAUUUUUAAAGCAACAGCUACAAAACAGAAUAAUUUGAUAAUUUGGUACAAGCAGCACUCCAGAAACCAAAAUAUUUCUUUUUAAGAAAUGAAAUAAAAGGAAGAGGAGCCCUGGGAACAAUUACUGACAAUUCUGUCUCCUUUUGUGUUUGUGACUGUAAAAUCAACAGCCUUUUAAUGCCCAGUUUCAUGUAAAAAACCCUGAAUGAGGAACUUUCAACGUGGACGGGGAAGGUUGUUGUACAUGGACAGUCAUGGCAACAGUGGAAUCAAAGAAUUCACUAAAAUCCUGUUUCAUGAAAAUCUCAACAAUCUCUGACGACCUGUGCAGAAAGGGAGGAAUGAUGUAAGCGUGAGGAAAGAAUCUCCAGGUGGACGUGGAAACAGCGGCAUUGUUUGUUCCUGACAUCUUGCACAUAAAGAAAAGAAGAAGAAGCUGUGUGAAAAAUGAGUGUAGAGGCGGGACACUGUCUUGAUCUCAGACAAAAAACUAUGCCAAUUAUGGAUGCUACAAAAUGCCACAGCAGAAAGGAAUCGGUUAUAAGAAGUUUUAGCUUAUAAUGCAGUUCAGAGUCACAAAGUAUGAGAUUGAAUGAUUGAUUGAAGGAAACAUUCCAAGCUGCACAUUAUGGUUUUAAUUAAUGCUAUAAUGGGGGUGGGGGGGGGAAUUCUAUGAUAUCUACAUUUAUGGAAUUGUAAGUGUCAGUAUUGGCUAUUUUGGCCCUGUGUAAAUUAUUUUUUAAAAAAUUGAGAAUACAAAUCAAAAUAUGAAGAGUGGCAAUGUUUGACAUCAAAGAACAUUAAAACUAUGCAUUUUUAUAGUACUGAGAUUUUAGACCAUUUUUGUCCGCUUUAAGCUAUAGUGGAAAAAGCGCAGGGACAAUAACAAAAAUUUUUUGGGUGUCUCUUACUGGUAAUUUUUACUUAACAGAAGAUGAUGUCAGGUUGGCCAAAGAGGAGACUGUUAUGAGAUAAGAAGGCAUUCCACUCCCUGAAUGAAUGAAAAAAAAAUCUAUUUAAUUGAGGCAAAAUGAAAGGAAUGGGUGAAGAAGUGCAGUUGUUGAUGGAAAAGUAGUAAUCCAAGAAAACCACAAAGAAGCCUGUGGACAAUAUUGUUCUUAUAAUAUAAGACCACUAGAGAAGUAUUCAGCAGGUACUCUCAUAAUUUGCUAAAUUAGGUAUCUGGGAUUGCAAAAUUAUUAACCAUGUCAGCAUUGAUCAGGAGAAAAAAACAUUUCUAGAAGGAAUUGAGUAGUAGCGUUGAUAGUAGUGUGGAAUCAGUGUGGAAGGUACUCAUGACUGAUGUAGCAAAUGAAGGAUUAGCCAACUGUAUUUUUCAAAGGAAAAUGUAAUUCUACAGGCAAUAUGGAUACGGUGUGAUGGUAGAUAUAUGAAGGAAUGUUUAGCCACCAAAGACCUUCAAGAAGAAACCUGAAAAACUUUCACAUUUGGAGUUGUGUGUGUAUGUGUGUGCUCAGAAGACUGCUUUAACAACAAAUGAAACACCGGAUAAGCCUCAAGCUCUCAUUUUGAAUCUCACAUGUGAAACUAAGAACAGAAUGGCUUUUUGAGCAACAAUCCAAAAAUCAGUGUUCUGCAUGAAAAGGCUUUGUUCUGUCUGGAAAUUGGAAACACGGUGGAGCAGGAUUUGGAAGACAUGAAAAAGGGAAACACGGGAAACACAUGGGACAAAACAAACAGUGCAGAAGUUGAAGUCCUGAGAGAGAGAAUAAAACAAAUGGAAAAUUCUGAAGAAUGGCAGGAGAACAAAAGCACCAGCCUAAAGUCAGAAUCUGCGCUAAAGUAUAG